Molecule: messenger RNA, 495 nt
Organism: Agrilus planipennis (emerald ash borer)
Lineage: Eukaryota; Metazoa; Arthropoda; Insecta; Coleoptera; Buprestidae
Exons: 2
Coding region: 1-495 (164 amino acids)
Molecular function (GO): catalytic activity
Source: RefSeq, a predicted model, not a curated record
AUGUCCUGGAAAAAUGAAGGAGGAGGCACGGCCAUCUAUAUUAAAAAUUCCAUUGAACAUAACCCGCUCCCUACCACCCCAAAGGAAGACAUAAUCGAAGCCACGGGCAUCCGCCUUAUCAUCAAAAACAUUGGGGCUACAGACAUAUACAGUACUUAUUACCCCCCAAUGAAAAACAACCAACCCCCUCUUCACGUGGAGCAAAUGAACAAAUUAUUCGAAGGACAAACAUCAAAAAUCAUCAUAGGCGACCUGAACAGCAAACAUAAAGAAUGGAACUCGAGAGUAGAAAAUGCCAAGGGGAAACACCUACAGCAAUACGCAGAAGCUAAACAAAUCCUAGUAAUUGCACCAACAGAACCCACCCACUACCAUGAAUCAACAAAAACUUCGGAAAUCCUCGACAUUUCCAUGAUAAAGAACAUCACCAAACAAUUCCAUAUUACCACAAUGGAUGACAGCGGCCUAACCUCGGACUACAACCCAAUCAUCUAA